AUGAACACAACAAUUGAAGGAUGGUUGCAUAAGAAAGAUCCCGAAAACUCGUUGUGGCACAGGAGAUACUGCAUAUUAACAGAGAACAAACUCAUGAUUCAAAAAUCACAAGGCGAAGAUUACGAAAAUUUCGUUUCACUAACAGGAGACGUUAAAGUAGAAAUUGACGACAAAAAACCACCACCACGCAUACAUAUUAUCACUGACAAGAACGAAGUUAUCACACUUUCUUCUCCAGAUGAACCUGUUCUCAACAAAUGGGCAUUUUUAAUCAUCGGUGCUACAAUGAAUAGAGUCGGAAUGAGUAUGGCUGAUUUCAGAAUCAUAUCCGUCCUCGGCCGCGGUUAUUACGGAAAAGUUAUGCUUUGUGAAGAAAAUACAACAAAAGAACUAUACGCAAUCAAGACAAUACACAAGAAGAUGUUAGUCAAUAGCGAUAAAGUUCAAAAUGCUCUUACAGAAAGGAAUGUAUUAGUCCGAGUUCAUCAUCCUUUCAUUGUUUCCCUUAAAACAACAUUUCAGACACCGACAAAACUAUAUUUCGCGAUGGAGUACGCUCCUGGAGGCGAACUAUUCUUCCAUCUCGAAAGAAAAGGAGCGUUUCACAUACAUGACGUCAGAAUCUAUGUUGCUGAGCUUGCUUUAGCUAUCGAAUAUCUACACGACAAUAACAUUAUAUACAGAGAUAUCAAACCCGAGAACAUUCUCCUCGAUUCUGAAGGCCACGUGAAAAUUACGGAUUUUGGUUUGUCAAAAGAGAUGGAAGAAGACACAACAUCGACAUUAUGCGGGUCUCCUAACUACAUGGCACCGGAAAUAAUCACUCAUACACGCUACGGACCAGCAGUUGACUGGUGGUCUCUUGGAAUUCUGAUGUACGAGAUGCUGUUCGGCGUUCAACCGUUUGUUAAUGAAAAUAAGAGUGUGCUGUUGAUGAUGAUCGCUACGUGCCGUGUUUCUUUCCCUAGAAACGCAAAUCCUGACGCACAGUCUUUAAUUCUUGGAUUACUUCAGAAGAAUCCGAGUGAAAGAUUCGGAUUUGAGCAAAUUAAGAGUCAUCCAUUCUUCCAAGGACGUGAUUUCGAUGAUUAUCUCCAGAAAAAGGUAAAACCAAUAUUUGUACCGAUUUCUCUAAGAAGAACUGAUCCAGUUAACUUCUCUACAGAGUUUACACAAGAAACACCAACAGAUAGUGUUGGUUCUCCUUUGUCUUGCAACAAAGAAUUCGAAGGUUUCUCUUUUAAUGGACAAUAA
Trichomonas vaginalis G3 is the source of this 1254-nucleotide messenger RNA. RefSeq names its product STKc AGC domain-containing protein. NCBI's taxonomy places the organism in Eukaryota, Parabasalia, Trichomonadida, Trichomonadidae. The coding region runs from base 1 to 1254 and encodes 417 amino acids. Gene Ontology annotation, biological process: protein phosphorylation. The transcript has a single exon. Gene Ontology annotation, molecular function: ATP binding; protein serine/threonine kinase activity. The record is from RefSeq and is a predicted model, not a curated record.